Messenger RNA from Branchiostoma belcheri (Belcher's lancelet), 2383 nucleotides. RefSeq lists its product as uncharacterized. Lineage: Eukaryota; Metazoa; Chordata; Leptocardii; Amphioxiformes; Branchiostomatidae. The transcript has 14 exons. The coding region runs from base 1 to 1791 and encodes 596 amino acids. Gene Ontology annotation, molecular function: calcium ion binding. The record is from RefSeq and is a predicted model, not a curated record.
AUGUCCCCGGCCACCGUGAGCGUCCCCCGGCCGGGUAGUUGGUCCAGCCGCCCGCCCAGCGUAACCAGCAGCCGCCGGUCGAGUCUAAGCGUGUCGGUGGCGCGGCUGAAGAGCGAGUUCCCGAUCCUGCUGCCCGGCUUCACCCCCCAGGACCCGGCCCGGGACUCCCUCACCCUGCCGGACGUGCCCGAGUGGGGAUUCUAUCUGGGAGUGGACCAGUCUGUGAAGAAGUUGGACUUGAGUCCUCCGGACCGGCCCAACAGGAUAGAAGUCAUGGUGUACUGCGGGGAGGACGCCAUCGUCAGGACUUUUCCCGCCAAGAAAACUCUCAGGGACGUGUACAUCUGGGUGAGGGCCACCCUGACGCACGCCAAGAUUCCCCCCCGCCUGGUGCUGACCAGUGGUGGCGUCCAGUACCCAGCUUCCGGUUCCGGGGCAGACACGCGGCUCUAUGACCUGCCGAACGUCUUCGAAAUCCUGGGUACGGUGCAACCCCCAGCGGAAGAUGACGACGACAAACUGAAGGUUCGCGUUCGGGCCGGGAUGGACACGCUGGUGGGAAAGUUCGACCCGAAGGACGCCUUCAGGGCACUGUACGCCUGGGUCCGCGCCACGCUGGCCUUCAAGAAGCGCCCCCGAGCGUUUGUGCUGAAAAGUGCAGGCCAGACGUACGCGCUGACGGAGGAGAACGUGGAGAAAAUGAUGCAGGAGUUUCCGGACGAGUUUGAGCUGGUAGAGCUGAAGAACCAUGAGAUCCCCGGCGCCAGACUGAAGAAACGGGAGGCGGAACAGGACGACCCCAGACUCCGAUACCCGGACCUCACUCCACGGUCACCUCCUCCACCCCCACCCUCUAGGGACCGGUCCCCGCACCCUGAGAACAGGGUCCUGAAGACAGGGCUGGACGUGGACCUAAGGAAGCGGCCCAAGACCCGGCGAAAGGAGCGGGAGAAGCCGAACGGGAAUAAGGAGAAACGAGACAAAGAUGGCGGCGACUCAAGCACAGAAGAGGAGGAGGAUGACGACGAUAAAAAUAACAAAAACAAUGAGUCGGAGGGUGACGGUGAGUCGGACCAGUUCUCGUCCCGCGCGCCGCCGCCGCCUCGGCUCCUCAGCAGGGAGAAGGACGACAGGAAACGCAACAACAAACGCCGGGACAACAACAAUCAGGACUCACGUAAAAGAGACGGAAAGAACAAACAGCAGGACAGGAGCAGACAUGGGAACGGCACUCCAGACUACCUCUUCGACGUUGACGAGCGGUUACGUGGCGGGAAUUUCCUCCCGUCCACCGGGCUGCAGAUCACGAUUCCGAGUGUGCACGGACUGGUCAGUCGGUUCGAGCUGCCCAUGGACCUCAGGGAACUGGACACGCUGACCCCUCGCCAGUAUCUGUCCAAGUACUGCAAACUGAACAAGACGAGACAUCUUGUCUACAAGGAAAUCUUCGACAAACAAGACUUGAGACACUCAGGCUCCUUAACCUUCAAGGACGUCCUGAAGGCCGUGCAGGAGCUGUACGCACGUGACGCGUCAUCCGCGCGUCUGACGUGGAUCAUGGAGCUGCUGGACCUGGACUCGGACGUGACCUUUGACCGGGAGCUGUUCUGUAUGGUCUGCGCGAUGUACGACCGGCUGCUACUCCGAGAGCACACGAGGAAAGUGGAGGGAGUGGAGCUGACGGAGCGGGAGAAACUCGAAAACGGAGGACUUCACGGCGCUAGACUGGAAACUGCACGGCAGAGACAUCUCAGGACCUCUCAAGGCGUUGCUACAUGCCUUAUAAUCUAGCUCCAGGCCUCUUAGGGUGUACCUACAUCGCUUAUCUUCGGACUUCUCAAGGCAUGCAGCGAGGCAUUGUGUAACACAUUCUAGCUUCAACCUACCUCUCGAAUCAAUACCUGAAAGAGGUGAAGAAGAUGAAUCUAGAUUUUGCAAUCAGGGCUCUAAAAGUAUCCCUCCCCAGGUAGCUAACGUUUACGAAUCACAAUGUUGCUGUCACCAAUAGAAGUGGGUGAAAAUGUACUUUAGGUCAAAACAUAAUCAGACUAUUGUUACAUUUAUCAAUAUCAUUGUUGCUGAUCGUAUUGUUAUUGUUUUCAUAUCUGUUGCCUUGUUGCCUACAGUGUUGCUGUUGUUGUUGGUUGUUGCACUGUGUUACACACACUUGAACCAGGAUAUUAGUUUGACUUUAUUUUGUUAAUGAUCAGUGUUACUCCACACGUUUUUGGUGUAAAAUUUUGUAAAAUGUUAGUAUAUUAUAUGCAGGACGCUGCUACUAGAAUCUAGUCGUAACGAGACUAUAAAGUUAAUGCUAAACCGUAAAGACUACAGAACUGCGUUUGUAGUAUUUUAUACAAACAAGUGGAAAGAAAUAAACUUA